AUGUUCGUGAAGCAGGUCAAUCAAAGGCUUAAGACCAUGCUCUACACUCACCGUUUCUUCCCCUAUCAUGUUUACAAUCUUCUCGGAGGCAUCGAAGAGGACGGUUCAGGUGCAGUUUAUACCUUCAAUCCCGUAGGCUCAUAUGAACAUGAAGCAUGUCGAGCCACGGGUGCUGCGCAGUCCCUGGUCCAGCCAUUCCUAGAUAACCAGGCAUAUGUACCUUCUUGUGGAGAACCGGAGAUGUCCCUCCCCUGGAUCUAUCAUAAGAAUCAGCUCGCUGCUCCCGGGACAACACAUCCCGCACAUCUUCUGCUACUGGACGUCCCUUCCAUCGUGAUCGACUCGUUCACGAGUGCGACAGAGCGAUAUAUCGAGGUCGGUGGCGGCCUCGAGAUGUAUGUCGUCCUCGCCAAUGGCCGCAGUGCACAAGGGCUUGCAAGCAUUAAUGGCUUGGCGAAAAUCACAACAAAGGCAGAGGGCGACCGGAUGUUCGUUAUACGGGAGUUGAAGAAGGACUAG
Laetiporus sulphureus 93-53 is the source of this 519-nucleotide messenger RNA. RefSeq lists its product as uncharacterized. The coding region runs from base 1 to 519 and encodes 172 amino acids. Gene Ontology annotation, cellular component: proteasome core complex. The transcript has 4 exons. The record is from RefSeq and is a predicted model, not a curated record. NCBI's taxonomy places the organism in Eukaryota, Fungi, Basidiomycota, Agaricomycetes, Polyporales, Laetiporaceae.